This is a messenger RNA of Triticum urartu, 1376 nucleotides long. RefSeq names its product SPX domain-containing protein 6. Lineage: Eukaryota; Viridiplantae; Streptophyta; Magnoliopsida; Poales; Poaceae. The record is from RefSeq and is a predicted model, not a curated record. Gene Ontology annotation, biological process: cellular response to phosphate starvation.
AAUUCAAAUUCAAUCAAAGUAUUAUGAAAUCGUUUUUUUAGGGUAAAAAAUUGAUUGUACAAAAUUUAACUCUUGAGAGACAAACGAGGUACAAAGUGAUAUUAAAUUUUAAGCUAGUGAGCAGACAGAAGGUUCUCAGCCACCGGGUGCCCAUAGCGCGGCCUCACGCACACCGCCCCACGCCUCACGCCCCUUGCCACGCUUAGCAUAUGCCGGUAAAUAUUCCAAGAACGUCCCCGUCCUCUUCCUCCCCAACCGCUUACCUCACUAACCACGUACGUACGGUAGCCGCGCCUAUAUUACCAGCACUCGUCGCCGCUUCACCCCUCAUUAAUCCAUCAACACCACCGCUUGCCCCCCUUCAUGUUGUUGCAUUGCCCUCGGGGAGACGAGGUCAUUAGUUGAUCACCAGCAGUCGAUCGGUUGGGGAUCAAUCGAGCAGAAGGCAGUCGGUGAUCUCUUGAUUGAUUUGGACGCCAUGAAAUUCGGAAAGUGGCUCAAGCGGCAGAUCGAGCAGAGCCUCCCGGCGUGGAAGGACGAGUUCCUGAGCUACAACGAGCUCAAGCCCGUCAUCGGCGCCGUCUCGCCGGCCGAGUUCGUCGCCCGCCUCGACGUUGAGAUCGAGAAGAUCAACGCCUUCUUCAUCGAGCAGGAGGAGUUCUUCAUCAUCACACACCGGGAGUUGCAGGGGGCGAUCAGGAGCGCGCUGGAGAGGAAGCCGGCGGUGCCGGCGUCGGCGCACGAGGCGGAGAUCGCGGCGAUCCGGAGGGAGAUCGUCAACUUCCACGGCGAGAUGGUGCUGCUGCUCAACUACAGCAGCGUCAACUACAUCGGCCUGGCCAAGAUCCUCAAGAAGUACGACAAGCGCACGGGCGCCGGGAUCCGGCUCGCCGUGAUCGAGACCGUGCUGGUGCAGCCCUUCUUCACGGCGGAGGCGGUGUCCCUGAUGGUGAGGGAGUGCGAGGCCAUGAUGGAGGCGGUGUUCCCCACGGCGCCCGGCGAGGGGCAGGCGGCGGCGCGGCGGGACCGCGAGGCCCUGGUCGCCGCGGAGCAGAGGAUCUUCCGCAACACCGUGUCGGCGCUCCUGGCCAUGCAGGACGUGCGCAGCGGCAGCUCCACGCGCGGCCGCCACUCGCUGCCGCCGCUCAACCUGCCGGACUCGGACUGGCUCCGCUCCUUCUAGCCGCCGCCCCCCAUUCCCCGUCCAAUGGCCCCCGCCGGCCUCUUCUUGGUGGUCUCCCCAGCCACCACAGCCACAGCCCACAGAUAUGUAAUUGGCUAUCUGUAGUUUCUAACUUCUUUUUUGUCUCCUUUUCUUUUUACCACAUGCUGGUGUAAGAAUUAAGAUGGUAACAAGAUGUGAGCAUACAAAUUCA